GUGAAGAGGGAGGUUAUUCCUCUCUGACGUCUCUGGUGUCAUCCAUGUGCGCUUAUUCGCUACGGGAACAUUAUCGGAAAUAGCAGAACAAUGAGUUUCCUGAUUUUCUUUUGACAUUGUGACUGAACAAUAUUGACACAGAUUACAGAUCUCAAGAGGAAGGGGAAACUUUACUGUGAAAAGUUGCUAAAAUAUAUACAUAUAGAUAUUUCCCUGUCCCACAAAAAUCACAAGGCAGAGGGCAUCAGAGAAGGUUCCUAGGAUGUCUCUUAUUGAAGAUGCCUCCUAGGAGUCACUCACUGAGCCAAGGGCGUAGCUUCAAUGCCCGUCAUAGCCGGGCAAGAUACCAGGGGCUCUUCACCUCCCACACGGCUCCGACGUCACGGGGAUACUGUAUCCUGUUCAGCUUCGUCAUCGGUAUCCUUAUGAUCACAAUGGGGUCCGUUUUCUACCACGUGAUCCUUAUUCGACCCAUGAGUGGCACAUACCCACUGCGCACUCCUUCUAUGCCCCUGGCAUGUGGCCUUAUAGCCAUGGGUAUCCUCAUGGUCUUCCUCAGUUUUGGGAUAACUUGGAGGUACGGGUUUGACGACGGAGAUGACUCUCUGGAGGAAGACUCCCAAGCCUUGACCAAGGAUGAUGUCCUUGAUCAGAACCACCAAUGUUCCCCGAAGAAUCCUCCCGUAUGAGUUUCAACCGCCGCGCUCCUCUGGUGGGUCCUCAGCGACUGCAGUCUUCGAGCCUUCAGCCACCACCACCACAAUUCGGGUCUUCACCGACCGCAAUUUUCGGGCCUUCAGCAACCACAAUUCGGGUCUUCACCGACCGCAAUUUUCGGGCAUUCAGCAACCACAAUUCAGGUCUUCACCGACCGGUAUUCGCGUCCUCAGUCUUCAGCGACCACAAUUAUUGGGCCUUCACCGACCGCAGUUCAGGUCUUCAGCUACAUAAUCAACAGCGACAACAAUACGGGUUCUCAGUGACCACAGUUAUUGCUCCUUCAGGGACUGCAGUUCAGGUCUUCAGGGACGAAAUCUUUGGGCCUUAGACGACGCAUAAUUUAGGUCUACAGCGACAGUAAUUCGAGUCUUCAGCGACCGCAUUUUCGGGCCUUCAGCAAACACAAUCCGGGCCCUCAUCGACCACUAUUCGAGACUCCAGCGCCCGCGAUGACAGAGCCCUCAGAGACCACAAUUUGGGUCUUCACCACCCAUAAAUUGGUUUGUCGGCAAAUUAGAAUUUGGGUCUAAGCGACCACAGUACCUGAGUAUUCUUGAAAAUUCCUUCUCGGACGUUCAUCGACAAGUGACGCAGGUCUUCUUGAAUUUACUACACGGAAACAUCUCCCCAAAAUAAGUCACUUCGUGUCUGAAGAUCAUGUCGUACAAUGUGCUUGCAAAAACUGGCGGCGAUUGGUUGAGACUGAAAACUGGCGGUGAUUGGUUGAGACUGAAAAUUGACUGCGAUUGGAUGAGACUGAAAACUGGCGGUGAUUGGUUGAGACUGAAAACUGACUGCGAUUGGUUGAGACUGAAAACUGGCGGUGAUUGGUUGAGACUGAAAACUGACUGCGAUUGGUUGAGACUGAAAACUGGCGGUGAUUGGUUGAGACUGAAAACUAGCGGUGAUUGGUUGAGACUGAAAACUGGCGGCGAUUGGUUGAGACUGAAAACUGACUGCGAUUGGUUGAGACUGAAAACUGACUGCGAUUGGUUGAGACUGAAAACUGACUGCGAUUGGUUGAGACUGAAAACUGACUGCGAUUGGUUGAGACUGAAAACUGGUGGUGAUUGGUUGAGACUGAAAACUGGCGGCAAUUGGUUGAGACUGAAAACUGACUGCGAUUGGUUGAGACUGAAAACUGUCAGUGACUGGUGAGACUGAAAACUGGUGGUGAUUGGUUGAGACUGAAAACUGGUUGUGAUUGGUUGAGACUGAAAACUGGUGGUGAUUGGUUGAGACUGAAAACUGGUGGUGAUUGGUUGAGACUGAAAACUGAUGGGGAUUGGUUGAGACUGAAAACUGAUGGUGAUUGGUGAGACUGAAAACUGUCGGUGACUGGUGAGACUGAAAACUAGCGGUGAUUGGUUGAGACUGAAAACUGUCAGUGACUGGUGAGAUUGAAAACUAGCGGUGAUCGGUUGAGACUGAACUGGCGGUGAUUGGUUGAGACUGAAAACUGGUGGUGAUUGGUUGAGACUGAA
Molecule: messenger RNA, 2204 nt
Organism: Macrobrachium nipponense
Lineage: Eukaryota; Metazoa; Arthropoda; Malacostraca; Decapoda; Palaemonidae
Exons: 3
Coding region: 279-689 (136 amino acids)
Source: RefSeq, a predicted model, not a curated record